Messenger RNA from Dibothriocephalus latus, 513 nucleotides. Lineage: Eukaryota; Metazoa; Platyhelminthes; Cestoda; Diphyllobothriidea; Diphyllobothriidae. The record is from the annotation of a GenBank genome assembly.
AUGCAGGGGGAUACGAAACAGGCGAAUUACGUGUUGCGAUCUGGCCAACGGGUUGAAGACCAUAUUUACGUCGCAUAUAAGGAGAUCUUGGAUAAUGGUGGAGCUCCCGUCUCCAAUUAUAUCGUUGAAAAACAGGAUGCCACUACAGGAGAUUGGGUUCCGGUCAGUAAAUUUGUUCGUCAACCGGAAUUUGAGGUUACGGGAUUGGAUGAAGGCAAGAAGUACAAGUUCCGAGUACGUGCAGAGAAUCCGUAUGGCGUUGGCGAACCGCUGGAGGCUGAUCGUGCUAUUACAGCAGAAAAUCCAAUUGUUCCUCCCGGACAAGUCAGCGGCCUCGAAGUUACAGAUGUCGACGCGGACAGCGUGACAUUGGCCUGGACGAAACCUCGCAACACCGGUAAUGGAAAAGUGUCAGGCUAUGUUGUGGAGUACAAACCGGCAAACGGAGAUGAAUGGAUCAAAGCACCCGGUGGUUCUCCUAAGGACACCACGGCAACAGGUCUGUCCUUAUAA